GCUGCGAGUGAAAGCACUCCUGCCAUCCCAUUGAUGAUGUCGAGCAUGGGGACAACCUUUGCUCCGAUCACCACUGUAGGAUCGAUUGGCAUGAUCCCAAUCAUGUCAACCCCUACUCCUACGCCAACGACAACAAUGUUCCCAGGCUCGAUAACAACGCCUGGUGGAGCAUUCACACCAUACCCGUCAGCUUGGGCUCAGCUUGCUGCUGACCCGGCAAAUGCUCAGGCUCUACAGGGCUAUCAACAGGUGAUGGCCAUGAUGCAACAGGCAGGUGGCUUCAUGCCAUUUGCCUAUCCCGGCAUGACGCCACCAAUCAUGCCACCUCCGGUGUCGACCCUGUCGACAUUUGUCCCUAGGAUGGUCCCUAUACAUCCAGUGAAUCUGACGGGGACCAUGAAUGAAGCAGCACCCUCAAAUGUCCAUGAGGUCGAUGAGGCGGAGCAAGAGGCGGCCCGCAGGAGGAAGGGUAAGGCUAUAGCCAAACCCAGCAAGACCCGAGAUUCGGCUUUCAAACGCCUAGGGGACAAAGAGGAUGGACCCCGCAAGUCUGCCAAGCUACGUCUUGGUCCUGAGAUGGGCCGGACUAGCGCGAUGGAAAGACUUGGCGGGAGUCGUCACGCCCAAUCUCGUCGUUCUAGGGAAUCUGAGACGAUUCGCCAAGACGAGGAGGAAGCAGAAAGCCAGCCCAGGGCGUCGGCAUAUACCAGGCUCUCAUAUGAUGAGGAUGAUCUGGACAAGAUAGGAAACGUAGCAAGAAAGCUACGUGCCCUGGAAGAAAAGGUGGACGAGAAGGCGGGAGCAAAGAAGCACACCCUGGCCAAAUCACCCUUUUCGGCCAGGGUACAUGCACAAAAAUUGAGGCGUAAGGUCAAGCUGGACGUGGAAAAAUUCACUGGAAAGGAGGAUCCAAACGUCCACCUUGACACCUUCCACAAUGCAGCACAG
Cuscuta campestris is the source of this 948-nucleotide messenger RNA. The record is from the annotation of a GenBank genome assembly. Lineage: Eukaryota; Viridiplantae; Streptophyta; Magnoliopsida; Solanales; Convolvulaceae.